CGGUUACCACAACACGCCGGCCUGUUGCCUAGCGAUGCUGCGCAAUAAAGCAGCACCUUACACUCGCACCUGACACAACAUCCCCAGCCACUCCUCUCAGGUGAACAAGGGACUUUUUGCAGAGCUGAAAACAUGCGUGAAUGUAUCUCUGUCCACGUCGGCCAAGCCGGAUGCCAGAUAGGCAAUGCAUGCUGGGAGCUGUACUGCCUUGAGCAUGGCAUCCAGCCGGACGGUCAGAUGCCCAGCGACAAGACCAUCGGAGGAGGAGACGACUCCUUCAACACCUUCUUCAGUGAGACUGGAGCUGGCAAACAUGUUCCCAGAGCUGUCUUUGUUGACCUGGAGCCCACUGUCAUAGAUGAGGUCCGUACAGGCACCUACCGCCAGCUCUUCCAUCCUGAGCAGCUGAUCACUGGAAAAGAGGACGCAGCCAAUAACUAUGCUCGGGGUCACUACACCAUCGGGAAAGAGAUUAUUGACCUGGUGCUGGACAGGAUUCGUAAACUGGUGAGUUUGCCUGCGGAGGUUUUGUGUUUGAGUUCAGAGUGUGGUGGAGUAUGGAAAGAAUUCUGUUAUUUUAUUUCCCUGCAGGCUGACCAGUGCACAGGGCUCCAGGGUUUCCUCAUCUUCCACUCCUUUGGAGGAGGAACCGGCUCAGGCUUCACUUCUCUGCUGAUGGAGCGUCUCUCUGUCGACUACGGCAAGAAAUCGAAGCUUGAGUUUGCCAUCUAUCCAGCUCCUCAGGUGUCCACAGCCGUGGUGGAACCCUACAACUCCAUCCUGACCACCCACACCACCCUGGAGCACUCUGACUGCGCCUUCAUGGUAGACAAUGAGGCCAUCUACGACAUCUGCCGCAGGAACAUGGACAUCGAGCGCCCCACCUACACCAACCUGAACAGGCUGAUUGGACAAAUCGUCUCAUCCAUCACCGCCUCCCUGCGCUUCGAUGGUGCCCUGAACGUGGACCUGACAGAGUUCCAGACCAACUUGGUGCCCUACCCUCGUAUCCACUUCCCUCUGGCCACCUACGCCCCAGUUAUCUCUGCAGAGAAGGCCUAUCAUGAGCAGCUCUCUGUAUCAGAGAUCACAAACGCCUGCUUCGAGCCAGCCAACCAGAUGGUGAAAUGCGACCCUCGUCACGGCAAGUACAUGGCCUGCUGCCUCCUGUACCGUGGAGACGUGGUGCCCAAAGAUGUCAACUCUGCCAUCGCCACCAUCAAGACCAAGCGUACCAUCCAGUUUGUGGACUGGUGUCCCACAGGCUUCAAGGUGGGCAUCAACUACCAGCCCCCCACAGUGGUUCCUGGUGGAGACCUGGCCAAGGUGCAGAGGGCCGUGUGCAUGCUGAGCAACACCACCGCCAUCGCAGAGGCCUGGGCUCGCCUGGACCACAAGUUCGACCUCAUGUACGCCAAGAGGGCCUUCGUCCACUGGUAUGUUGGAGAGGGUAUGGAGGAGGGAGAGUUCUCUGAGGCCAGAGAAGACAUGGCCGCCCUGGAGAAGGAUUACGAAGAGGUUGGAACUGACACCGUCGGGGAUGAAGGAGAGGAAGAGGGGGAGGAAUAUUAGAUUUGAAAUAAAACCAUCAUUGACUGGGUCAUUUCUGUGUCAGUAUGUUUCGAACAAACUGUUGCACAAUGAAUUGUCCAACUGUCAAGUUUUAGACAUGAUGUAGAGUGAGAACAUAUGAUAAAUCGUAAAAAUGUGGGUGACGGUGCAUGAUUUUCAUCUCUGCUUUUCUUUCUUUAUUCUUUAUUGUUUAUCUUCAAUGUCUUUUUUUUUUUUUUACAAAAAUGUUUUUCAGAAAGAACAAUAAACUAAUUUGACCAACUUGUGAGGCCAACUUUCUUUUUUUUAAAGUAGGAAUAUUCUUGGGUUGUGCUGCAGGAUGCUACUUGUAUAAUUUCAGCCAUCACCAAUCAUUUAUCUUAAUUGAUGAAUUCCUCCGUCCUUUAUUUGCCAGUUAUAAGAGGCCAGGUCGUAUUAUAAUUUUCCAAAGAAAUUAAAUUUUCAUUUUACACUCCAAGCAUGUCAAAGUAGACAAAAAGGUUCCUGUCUCAGUGAAGCAGAGGAACAUGCCCCACUGCUCCUCACAAUGCAUCUCCCCUUCUGAAUGUAUAUAUACAUAUAUAUAUGGAACAUAUAAAAAGAAUAUUGUUAAAACUGAAUGGUCUUAUUUAUUAGAAAUGAACACAAAUGUGACCCAACAUGUAAUUUGGGUUGGAUAUUGGAAUUUCUUUUUCAAAAACUAGGAUUGCGAAUUGAAUAAUAUACAAUCUAGAUAAUGAGUACAGUCACAAAAUGUUUUAAAUUGGUGCAACUUUGAUUAUGAUAUUGACUAGAAGAAGGUUCGGUCCUAGCCACAAAGGUACCUCCUCACACAUAAGGUUAAAGAAGUGUCAUUUAUGCUGAUUCAUCAUUAGAGUAUUUCUUAUACAAGAUUACGAGUGACACAGAUGUAAACUGAUCUUUUUGUGAACUGUAACCUGAAACCUGCUCCCAUCGGUUUUAGGCUUGCAAGUUAAAGCAUAAACAAUGGAAGGAUAUUCAUAAUCUCAUAACUUACCGAUCUUGUAUUUGGUUACCAAUGAUUACAGUAACAACAACAGGAUUGCUUUUUUUAAUCAUUAAUUUGACAUUAUUCCACAUCCACAAAUGUAAGUUCACCAACAAAACCCCCCAAUUCUGUGAAUUAUUGAAAGAAAUGGAACCGUACGUGUGGACAGUUUCCCUCUCAAAACAAGUAAUGUUUGCAACACCCUUUAAAGUAUUUAUAUGAAUUUGAUAUCCAACUCAAGAGUCCUCUUUCUAUUCUUCCUUUGUUGUUUCAAUUAAUUAAUUUAUCACUCAUUUUCUUAAGGUGUAUCCUAUAUGUGACAAUCCUAUUCUUCUGUUUCAACACUGUAUGUGGCCUUUUUAGGUUUAUUGUCUAAAACAAAUUUUGCAAGAAAAUAAAAAGAGUCUUCUGGUCA
Molecule: messenger RNA, 2975 nt
Organism: Hippoglossus stenolepis (Pacific halibut)
Lineage: Eukaryota; Metazoa; Chordata; Actinopteri; Pleuronectiformes; Pleuronectidae
Product: tubulin alpha-1A chain
Exons: 3
Coding region: 133-1572 (479 amino acids)
Biological process (GO): microtubule cytoskeleton organization; mitotic cell cycle
Cellular component (GO): cytoplasm; microtubule
Molecular function (GO): GTP binding; structural constituent of cytoskeleton
Source: RefSeq, a predicted model, not a curated record